Molecule: messenger RNA, 2016 nt
Organism: Aspergillus pseudotamarii
Lineage: Eukaryota; Fungi; Ascomycota; Eurotiomycetes; Eurotiales; Aspergillaceae
Product: Zn(II)2Cys6 transcription factor domain-containing protein
Exons: 2
Coding region: 244-2016 (590 amino acids)
Biological process (GO): regulation of DNA-templated transcription
Molecular function (GO): zinc ion binding; DNA-binding transcription factor activity, RNA polymerase II-specific
Source: RefSeq, a predicted model, not a curated record
UGGUACUCCGUAUCGUCCACAUUUUCUCACUCCACCUCCUAUCGCAAAGGAUGUGGCGAUAACUUUAUCACUGGCAUUUGAGCCGACGAACAGAUCAUCAUCUUGAACUUCCAUCGGCACCCCAUACGUUCCUUUUUGAAGCCCUUGCAUGCAGGUCGUGAUUUACGGGUCGUAGUGGCCUCGAAAUUGACCUCUGCCUGCAACGGUGCGAACUGCAUAUCUUAGACAGCCCAGACCACCGUGAUGGAUGGCGUGAAGAACAAGAACACCAAGACGGGCAAUCAAGCCUGGAGAAAAAAGCCUCGCAAGUUCGCUCCAAAGUCAAGAUUAGGCUGUAAGACUUGCAAGAUACGACGAGUCAAAUGCGAUCUCUCUCGCCCUUUAUGCUUGAAAUGCCUUUCGACCGGUCGCACCUGCGAUGGUUAUAGUGAAACGCCCCUCGCAUUCCAGACUGAGAAGACCAAGCUUGAUGCAACUGAUUAUCAUAAGGAGAUCACCUCCAGAGCAGAUAGCUGCGACAGUGACAGCCCUGGUACCACGAUGAGUGCGUGCGUGCCAAAGCAAUUGCACUCGAAAUACCAUGGCCUCAUUUUGCAGAACCUCGGAUCCUUUAUGAUCUUACCCGUGACUGGGUCAGGCCAGGCCGAGGCAAUGUGUUUUUUCAAGGAUAUUUCGAUCAAGCACCUGAAUGAAUAUCGUCCUUGCGAACCAUGGCGCAACACUCUCAUGUUCUUCUCCCAGACCGUGCCAUCAGUGCGGCAUGCUGCCAUUGCUCUGGCCUUGAUUCACCGAAACUACCUGGAUCGCCAUUCUAACGGUCGGGCGGAUGAACCAUCUUCCUUCAAAGACCGGCUAUCGGAUGAGGCUCCUUUGCUUCACUAUAACCGCGCCAUUCACCUUCUGCUGAACUCGGAAAGUGGCGACAGCGCCGUAAUAACAGCUAUCACGCUUGUGGUCUGUUAUCUCUUUACCUGCUUUGAGCAUCUGGCGGGCAACGACGUACAAGCAAUGGAACACCUACGCGGAGGUGUAGCACUCUCACGCAACAUCUACAACGCUACAUGGAAUAACUGUACCUACGACGAUGUCCAAUCUUCGGGGGUUCACGCGAUUAUCUGCCAGGUCACAGAGCAGAUUCGCCGUCUUGACAUGCAGGCCGGCAUGUUUCUAGUCGACUGGACUCCAGCCAACAUCCAAAAGAUAUUCACGUCCCAUCUUGCACUCUGCGACAGUACAUUUCGGUCACUUGACCAGGCUGCUGACCACCUCCAAAUACUGGUCGCUCAGGUAAUGAGGCUACGCAGCACACAGCAGCAAAUGUUCCCGACGGGUACGAUGCUACCAUUACCGUCUCUAUUCAAGGACACCGUUCUCGGGCAGUUGGAAACGUGGUCGAGCCUCUUCGAAAGCCUGCUGCAACAAGGCAGCCCCGCUGAGUCUGGCUUUGAAACUGAUCCUCUCGUAUCGCUCCUGCGCUUACAACAUACUAUCGCAUGGACUCUCCUCAGUGUUUACGGACCUGGCAGAGAAAUGGAUUAUGACAGUUUCCUGCCCCAGUUCCAACAAUGCGUCGCAUUGGCGGACAAGGUGGCGGCGGCACAUCAGCGGUAUUCGGGGUCGUCAAGGUCGACGUUUACGCCAGAGAUCGGAUUUAUCCCCGCUCUUUACAUAGUUGGGGCCAAGUGCCGGCAUCCUAAUGUCCGUCGUGAGGCCUUGAGUAUUUUGCGACGGCAGUUAAUCCGGGAGGCGUCUUGGGAUAGCAUUUCUACUGCCCGGGUGGUUGAGCGGAUUAUUGAAAUUGAAGAGGCUGCGGCUGGGGAAAGGCAAAUGGUACAGUGCAUGGAACAAAUUCCCGUAUGGCAGAGGAUCGAAGCAUUGUCUUAUAUACAUGUCCCAAGCGGACAGGGUGCAGCCAAGUUGGGUAUUGCGUAUACAUUAUGCGCCCAGGAGGGAAUACAGACUGAGUCGCUUAUGGUAGAACGGGCAGAAAGUCUUAUCAUGUCAAAUAAUCUAUAA